Notechis scutatus (mainland tiger snake) is the source of this 4244-nucleotide messenger RNA. The record is from RefSeq and is a predicted model, not a curated record. NCBI's taxonomy places the organism in Eukaryota, Metazoa, Chordata, Lepidosauria, Squamata, Elapidae.
UAUUUAUCUAGUAAUAAAUAACUUAUCAGUGAGAUUUAGAAACUUAUCUAAGUUUGUACAUACAUUCAAGUGUGUUAAAAUGGACAUAAUAAACUGAGCUAAUAAUACUAUAUAGUUGUAAUUUUUGAGUGGGAUGAGCAUCAUUGGCAAUUUCCUAAGCUUAACAUAUUAAUUAAAGUUUCGAAUGAAUGUGAUUAGAACUGAAUGCAUAUGCACCAACUAAUCAAGUGGGUUUUACUAUAUUUAAGAAGCCCUGAAGACUAUUCUGUGAUCAUAUAGAAAUUCUACCCUGCCUCGUUGUCUCUCACCUGCUUUUUCACAGUUCUGUCCAUGUACAUUUUAAAAAAGACAAAAAAAGCAAUAGGAAAUAUUGUCAGCGGUGUGUUCCUGUAAAAUAAACAAAAUGGGACCUAUUUAAUCAGUUCCUGGGACAAUUCAGGAAGUUCAGGAAGAAGUCAGCAUGACUCACUAGGAAGCUUGACAGUUAAGAUACCUUCUAAAAAUGGAAAGUGUAUCAUAAGAAAGGAAAAAAGGGGAGGGGGGAAUGUUAAUGUGAUAAUAAAGAAUUCCAAAACUAUAAGCUAAUUAUGGGACUGUCAGGCUUCCAAGUAAUGAAACCCAUUCAAAAAGAAGUAAACAAAGACUCAACAAGGACAAUAUGACAAAAAGAAAAACUAGGUAUAAUGAAGAUUUUUUAAAAGAUGUAUUUGAAGCAAUAAACCAGCCGAUGCCACUAAAUUACAAAAAAGUAAAAAGAGAAUCAAAAAGGAUAUGGCAAUUGCAGAAAAACUGAAUUAAUACUGUCAAAGAUAAGGACAGAAGUGUGUAAUAUAAUCUGUGGAUGACAUUGGGGGACAAGAACAAGAAAUGCCACCUACAGAACUACCAGACAAGAGGAAGGAGCCUGCAGUUACUUAAUGGUCAGAGAAAGUAGCUUAGAAAGAACCUGACCUAACUAAUCAGACAGCUAAAAGUGAUCCCAAGGAGCCCGCAGAAAGUGAAGAGGUUGAAUCGCUGAAGGAAAACUGGAUCUCAAACAACAGGUUUAUGAAUAAACAUUGGAACAGGAUGCUGUCCCUUAAGGAGAAACCCCAGAAUAGCACCUUGGAAGAAAGUCUGAGCACAAGUGAAACAAAAUGGCCAUGGGAAGAUGCUAUGAAAGAUAAAGUUGCUUUUCAGGAAAUGUUUCAUGAGGCAGAGCUGGCAGUUAAGUCAGCAGAAAUGUUUUUGCCAUCGUUUAAAGAAAGUCUUGUUAGAAUUACAAAAGCUUGUUGUAUUUCUGCUUCUGAUGAAAUAACAAUUUCUAUGCAAGAGGACUUACUGAUAAAUGAGUUAGAAGCUAUCCAAAAAAUGAAGGAAUUGUUAAGCUGGCUAUUAAGGUCAAGCAAGGAAAAAGAAAUUGUCAGUAAAGAGACAAAAGAUUUGGAUCAGAGUUUAUCAGAAAGUAAAAUGGAUAUUGAAAGCCUCAGAAAUGAAGUGAUUCAAAAAGAGAAGCAUAUUUUAGAUCUUUCAGUUCAGCUUCAGCAAGAAAAAGCUAAUGUACAAAAAACAUACCGCCAUUCUGAAGCAAUACAAACAGUACAAAUUCAUCUACAAUCUCAGGUAGAGAAAAAAGAGGAAGAAAAUAAUCAACUAAGAGCAAAAUUUCAGACGAUGGAGAAGAAUAUUGCUGAAUGGAAGAGACAAGUUGGUGAAUAUAAGCAGAACAUUUUGGCUGAAAAGAAAAGAAAAGUGGAACGGAGGAAUGCCCUGAAAAGAGCAGUUGUUGUUCAGAAACAAAGAGCUGAAAACAUGAAAGUGGUUGUUGAAAACCUCUUUUCAAAAAUUAAGGAAAAGGAAAUCCAGUUGUCUGAGGUAUUUUCAGCUUCUAAUAUCUGGAAAAGUCAUCACGAGAUCAUAAUAGAGGAAAAAAUCAAGUUAGAAGUCCAGGUUGAAACUCUAAAAAAGCAAACCACAGACCUUGUAAUGGAUCUAAGCAGAAUAGAAGAGGAUGAAAGAAAGUCAGUGAACAAGAUUAUCCAAAAGAUUAAUUUUGUUGCUUCUGAAAAUAAAAAGAUUUCUACCGAAAAUUCAAGGCUAAAGGCAUCCCUAGCCGAUUUGGAAGCAAAUUUUAUUACUGAAGAAGCUGAACUUGAAAAUUUACAUAAACAAGUGCAUCAGCAAGAAGAACUGGUUGAACAGUAUAAAAUUGAGGUGGCAAAAUUAGAAGUGAAAGCUGAAGAAAUGAGAACAAGAUAUGAAAAGAUCAUGCAUGACAGCAGAACUAUAACAGAAGGCAGAGAUUUAGAAAGGGAUGCGAUGAAGAGCCAAACGGAGGCUCACCAGAAGGAGGUAGAAUAUGCCCGUGGCUUACAGAAAGCAGCUGAAGAGAAACUGCAGAAGGAUCAGGGAAGUCUUCUCUCCUGCCAAAAGAGCUGCGUAGAAAAAUCCAAAGCCAUUAGGGAGCUGCAGGCUCAGAUAAAUCAUAGCGAUGAAUUUUUGAAACAACUUUCUUUGGAGGAGGAAAAUUACAACAUUCAGCUAAAAUAUGAGGAAGUUAAAAGAAAGCUAGAAGAAAUUGAAUUGCAAAACAAAGAACUGGAAAAUCAGUUGGUGAAUCAAGAAGACAGCCUUCAGAAAACCGAAUUGCAGUUUAAACAGAAACUUACAGAAUAUGAUGCUUUAGCAAGACAGCUAGAAGCUGCUUUGGAAGAUGGAAGGAAACAGUUAACAGAGGAACUAGGAAAAAUCAAUUCUAAGGAGCAAUCUUUUCAGUUGAAAAUAUUGGAUCUAGAAAAUGAAUUAAGAGAAAAGAAAAAAGAAAAGAAAGAGCUAUCCAAAAGACUGGAAAAUCGAGAUAAACGUCAUGAAGUGUCUUUAAAGGAACUGGAACACAGUCUUCAAAGAUCAGAAAACCAAAACCAAAGUAUCCAAAACUAUGUAAAGUUUUUGAAAGCCUCCUAUGUAACAAUGUUUAGCUAAAUUUCCUUGUGUGUUUUUUUCACAAACUAAAGUAUAUUUGGGACAGAUUUUUGUCUGUGUUUAUAGCAUUGGAACUGAUUGUGUUUAGGUUCUUUUCCCCUGUGUUCCCCAAAAUUAAUCCUUUUUGUUAAUAGCUAAUAUCUGGCUUGAAAAUAACACUCAAAUACUCCUGUCAAGUUGGGGAGAGAUUCACAUGGAAUAUCACAAAUUCAAUCCUGGAUCCUAUGGUUUAUCAAUAUUUUUUACUUAAUGACCAGGAUGAAAAAGUGGCAGGAAUGUUUAUCAGAUCAUCAGAUGACACAAAAAUGGAUGUGAUACUUAUUAUUAUUUAUUUUAUGUAGUGAGUAUCCAAUCUAAAUGAUUCUAUGAAGCUUUAAAAGCAAGAAGAAUAAAAAUAAGAAACACAUCUCUACCCAUACCAACAUCAAACAGCACCAAUUCGACUGGAGCAAUACAAAAAUCAUCGGCCACGCUACCACCCGCCGUGCUUGUGAGUUCAUUGAAGCCUGACACUCCACAAGCAAUUCCAUCAACUGACUCAUUGACCUACAACCAGCCUACAAACCCCUCAGAAUCCAAAUCAGCCACACAGCCAACCAGAUACAGCACUGUGUCUCAACCACGCAACCCAUCCACCAACAGUUCACCCUGUAAUGACCUUCACCUGAUGUAACCUACCCAUCACAAGUCUCACUGAUGACUCUCACGUGACACAUCACAAGACCCUCACUUGACACACCCACACCUGAAGCCUUUAUAAGCAGAAGAUCAUUGACACUGACAUCCCCCAAACUCCGCUGAAGAUGUUACCUGGCCUGGUCAUGAAACAUUCAGAAACAUAAACUUUAGAACAAUUUUCCUAGAUAAAUGAGUUGAAAGUAACACUAAAAUUUAAGGGAGACAAAUGUAUAGUUGUUCACUUACAAACAGUAAUCCAAUGCAGAAGUAAAAAAAAAAAGUGGAGGUAUUCCUGGCUGGCUAAUAGUUAAUGUGAAAAAAAAAUCUUGGAAUACAGUAAUUGUUGACUGCAGUGUGAAACAAUUGCAAAGGAAGCAAAUGCAAUUCUAGGCUGUAUCAACCAAAGCAUUAUUUCUAAGUCAGUAAUAAAUUUGCUUUGCAUUGUUGAGACUCCCAAGUAAUAAAUCCAAUGUUGGGCACCAUCGUUUAAAGAAGGAUCACAAUGGAACAGGUUCAGAGAAGGAUGAGGAUAAUCAGGGAUGAGAUAUCUAAAGACAGAUUGAAAGACCUGAUACAUUUAGCCUUAAGAAAAGUAAACUGAGGAA